AGAAAGAAAAAAAAUUAAAAAAGAGAAAAAGAAAACAGAAAUGGGAUGAGAUGAGAGAAGUGGGAAUUUGAGAGAGGAGCAGGAUGAGGAGAAGCGGCAGCGGCAAGAGCAAUAGGAAGAAGAAGACGAAAGACAAGAGUGAGGAGGAAUUGCAAGUUGAAGAGCUUUUACAAGCAGCACAGGACCAGCUCCUCCUCAACCUUUCCGUUAACUCUCACUUAGCUCGUCCUUCUUCUCACAAUCAAAACAAUUUCGAUCUCGAUCUCGAUCUCGAUCUAGAGCGUCGAUUCCAGGCUCUCAAAUCCAAUUCUCCUGCUGUAUCUGCACCUUCUCAGCGCCAACAACUUGGAGUUGGAGACGGAGACGAAGACGAUCUCUCCGCCAGAUUCGAUGCUCUCAAGGCGAAAUCAGCCUCAACAUCAACAACUAAUUUCGGAUUCGAUAGCAACAGCGCCGCCCUAUACGAACAGGAAAGCGAAGACGAAGACAAAGAGGAACAAGUUCGCAAACUGAUCGAGUGGGCUAUGGACGCCGCGCGUCUCGACGGCGCCACCAAUCCUACAAACCCUAAGGAUUAGGAACCAAAUUGCAGUUGUAGAGAAUGUUGGCUUGUACUUAAACUCUUAAAGAUCCUCAUACUGCUAAAUGCUAAUUAAUAAUAUUGCCUGUGUGUGAAUUCUCCAUCCUAUUAAUGUACAGCAGGUUAGACUUGACU
Arachis ipaensis is the source of this 715-nucleotide messenger RNA. RefSeq lists its product as uncharacterized. Lineage: Eukaryota; Viridiplantae; Streptophyta; Magnoliopsida; Fabales; Fabaceae. The record is from RefSeq and is a predicted model, not a curated record.